AUGUGGGUAGCCCAUUUCGCUCCAGCUCUCAUCUUGAAACGUUUCGCUCCCUCCACCCCCAUCACCCUGCUCGCCCUCGCCGGUGUCUUACCCGACUUUUUGUUCUUCAUUAAUGUCCUCCUCGGCCUCGAGGAGAUAAAGUAUCGGCCACAUGAGGGGUGUUUUCCGUAUGAGUGCAAUUACCCGUUCACGCAUUCUUUGUUGGGAGAGGCUGUUCUUGGUACCGGGUUUGGGUUGAUCGCCAUGACUCUCCUCGAACUCCCCAUCUCCUCCUUCAUCGCGAUCUUUCUCGCCGCCGUCUCGCACUGGCCCCUCGACGUCCUCGUCCACCGCAAAGACGUCUCCCUCGCCCCCGGCGACCACCCAACCCUCUUUGGCUUGAGCCUCUUCGACUCCUCCGUCGCGGUCUUCGUGAUUGAUCUCGCCAUGAUCUUGGCUGCGCUGUAUUUCCACGCUCUCACCACUCGUUCCCUCAACCCUGGGAAGAGCCAGAAGGUGUACUUGAUUUGGGUGUUGGUGUUUACUGCUGUCCAGGCGAAUUUCUCGUUCAUGUCUGCGCCGACGGAGAAUGCUAGGUUUGUUCAUGCUCCGAUUUUUGCGGGACAGUUGUUGUCUCUGUCAAUUGGGAUGAAGUAUUUCGACAAGUGGACCAAGCCCAAGACGGGUCCUAUCAAGAAGGAUCUCUAA
Molecule: messenger RNA, 687 nt
Organism: Saitoella complicata NRRL Y-17804
Lineage: Eukaryota; Fungi; Ascomycota; Saitoellomycetes; Saitoellales; Saitoellaceae
Exons: 2
Coding region: 1-687 (228 amino acids)
Source: RefSeq, a predicted model, not a curated record